Molecule: messenger RNA, 397 nt
Organism: Dimorphilus gyrociliatus
Lineage: Eukaryota; Metazoa; Annelida; Polychaeta; Dinophilidae
Source: the annotation of a GenBank genome assembly
AAUGAAGACAUUGAUUAUUACAUGCCGAGAUCAACAAUGCGAUUCGACUCUUGGGAAAUUUAAUAAACAAUUUCAAGCCAAAGAGAAAGAUACAUUGGAAAGUUUCGAAUUUAAUAAAGGUGAAUUAACAGAAGAAUAUAAAAAGAAGGAAAUGGAAACAAAGGAACUUGAAAACAAAAUAGAUAAACUAAGAGAAGAAAUAGAAAAAGUGAGAAGCCAAAAAGGUCAAGAUAAGAAAGCUUUCGUGCAACUAAAAGAUAACUCUAACGAACUCCUAAAAGCAUUGUUUGAAGCUCUUCCUGCAGUAGUUACAGUUUUGAAACUUGUCUGUGGAGGUAGCCAAAAAUCUCCACAACAGAAAAUGUCCACAGGAUCCACAGAAAACGGCCUCAAUUGA